AUGAGUCGGACUAGUAGUUUCUAUUCGGCUAACGAAAUUCUAACAUCUGACGAUGAUAUCGUCGAAAAUAAUCUGACAUCAAUGACUUCAAUAGACGCAUCUAAUAGUAGUACUGGUGAUAUUUCUACUAAUCAAACUACAGAUGAUCAUGGAUGGGCAAAUUUUGGUACAUUUGAAAAUAAUGUUAAUAUAGGAUCCAACGAUGAAUGGGCAGAUUUCAAAACAAGUGCAAUGCCGUCUACUGAUCAAUCUAUAGACAUACCGAGCAAUAGAAUCAAUACAGAUGAUGAUGAUGUUUUUGCUGAUUAUGGUGAAGUAAAAGAAUCUCCAAAAUAUCAAACAUCUUCUUUUUCAUUAAAUUUUUUAAAUAUGGAAGAAAUUGAAUCUCUAAUAUCAACUUGUUUUCCAUUAGAAUCUUCAAUAUUAUGUACAGAUAAUACUAGUUUUAUUCCGUUUGAAUUACCCAAUUUUAAAACAUGUAAUGAUCAAAUAAAACAAACAUCAUGUUUUCAACCUAGUUUAAAUUUAUGGAAUGUAUUAUCAAAUGUAUCAAAUGAUCCAUUGGGAAUUAAAUAUCAAUGGCGUAAAUCAAAUAUAGAACAGUUUUUUCAUCAAGGAUUAGAUGUUCGCGAACGAUUUCCUAUUAAAACUAAUUUAUCAACUCCAGAAAUUUCCUCCUCCAAUGCUCAAACCACAAGCUCAAAUGAACCUACAUUAUCGUCGCAACCUAUAACUCCACAAUUCGAUUGGAAAAAAAGUGGUUUAGAAAACCCACUUACUGUUUAUGAUAUAAACAAAACCCUCGAUCUUGAUUAUUAUAUCCCACCAAUACAAACAUCACCAUCAUCAUCUUCAACAGUAGUCUAUCGAAAUGAUAGUCCUAUUCUUCAUCGACAGUCAACAUCAAUUAAAACAGUAGAUUUAUUUCCUGGCUCAACAACAGUAUUAAAUGAUGAUACAAAACCUGUUAUGGAUACAUUACCAAAUUUUAGUUUUAUGAAUCCAAAAGCAUUAAUGUUUUGA
Molecule: messenger RNA, 1023 nt
Organism: Adineta steineri
Lineage: Eukaryota; Metazoa; Rotifera; Eurotatoria; Adinetida; Adinetidae
Source: the annotation of a GenBank genome assembly